Elephantulus edwardii (Cape elephant shrew) is the source of this 951-nucleotide messenger RNA. Its product is annotated as olfactory receptor 2C3-like. Bases 1 to 951 code for a protein of 316 amino acids. Gene Ontology annotation, cellular component: membrane. The record is from RefSeq and is a predicted model, not a curated record. Gene Ontology annotation, biological process: G protein-coupled receptor signaling pathway. Gene Ontology annotation, molecular function: olfactory receptor activity; G protein-coupled receptor activity. Lineage: Eukaryota; Metazoa; Chordata; Mammalia; Macroscelidea; Macroscelididae. The transcript has a single exon.
AUGAUGAGAAUAGCCAAUGCAAGUUCUCCAGAAGUAUUUAUACUCCUGGGCUUCUCAGCACGACCUUCCCUGGAACCUAUUCUUUUCAUCUUUGUCUUAAUUUUUUAUGUUGUGUCUAUUGCGGGUAAUAGCAUCAUCAUACUGGUCUCAUGCAUGGACGUGCGUCUCCACACACCCAUGUAUUUUUUUCUCACUAACCUCUCCUUUCUGGACAUUACUUUCAUCACAAGUAUUGUUCCACAACUCUUGGUCAACCUGUGGGGACCAGAAAAAAUCAUAAGCUAUGAAGGGUGUGUGGUUCAAUUCUAUAUCUCUCAUUGGAUGGGAGCAACAGAGUGUGUGCUAUUAGCAGUCAUGUCUUAUGAUCGCUACACUGCCAUCUGCAGGCCACUCCACUACGCUGUUAUCAUGCAACAACAUCUUUGUGUGGGUCUGGCCUUUACCUCCUGGCUCGGGGGUCUGAUCACCAGCCUGGUGGGCUCUACACUCACUAUAUUGUUACCGUUAUGUGGGAAUAAUCAUAUUGAUCACUUCUUUUGUGAGAUGCCUCUUAUUUUGCAACUAGCUUGUGUGGACACCAGCCUCAAUGAGAUAGAGAUGUAUCUGGCCAGUUUUAUUGUUGUUGUUUUGCCUCUGGGUCUUAUCUUGGUUUCAUAUGGCCACAUUGCUAGAGCGGUGCUGAAGAUCAGGUCAGCAGAAGGGCGAAGGAAGGCAUUCAACACCUGUUCUUCCCAUGUGGCAGUCGUAUCUCUGUUUUACGGGAGCAUUAUCUUCAUGUACCUUCAGCCGGCCAAAAGCAAUUCUCAUGAGCAAGGAAAAUUUAUAGCUCUUUUCUACACAGUAGUAACUCCAAUGCUGAACCCAUUGAUUUACACACUGAGAAACAAGGAUGUAAAGAGAGCACUCAAUCACAUUUUAUUAGAAAACUGUUGUGGUUUUGCAGAAAAAUGA